This is a messenger RNA of Zingiber officinale, 1395 nucleotides long. RefSeq lists its product as uncharacterized. NCBI's taxonomy places the organism in Eukaryota, Viridiplantae, Streptophyta, Magnoliopsida, Zingiberales, Zingiberaceae. The record is from RefSeq and is a predicted model, not a curated record. The coding region runs from base 1 to 1395 and encodes 464 amino acids. The transcript has a single exon.
AUGCGACAUGGGAUACAACAAUCAUACAAAGUGUGGGAUUAUCAUGGUGAGAAAUAUGAACAUCCACCAUUGGAGAAUGAAGUUUUAUCUGAUAGUGAUGCCCAAGAUGAAAUGCGAGAUGUUUUGAAUGAUUUGACUGGACUAGUGGAGAUAGGAGAAUCUAGUGAGCCUACUCAACAAAGAGAUUUCCAAACUGAAAAUUUUAAUGAUAUGUUGAGAGAAAUUGAGAAAGAACUGUAUCCGGGAUGUGUAAAUUUCUCUGCGCUUAAUUUCUUGGUAAAAUUAAUGCAUGUGAAAGUACUGAACAAGUGGAGUAACAAAUCUUUUGAUAUGUUACUUAAGUUAUUGAAGCAGGCAUUUCCUCAAGCAAUAUUACCUGGCUCACACUAUGAGGCAAAGAGGAAGCUCGGUGAACUGGGACUGGGAUAUGAGUCAAUUCAUGUAUGCGAAAAUGAUUGUGCUCUUUUCUGGAGAGAAAAUGUCGGGCUUGAGAAUUGUCCUAUUUGUGGCAUGAGCAGAUGGGUUGACAAAAAUAUGAAAGGGAGAAAAAUACCAAAAAAAGUGAUGCGAUACUUUCCCCUAACUCCUAGAUUAAAGCGUUUGUAUAGUUCUAGGCACACUGCAAGAGAUAUGAGAUGGCAUGAUGCUGAGCGGCUAAAAGAGAAUGGUGUUUUGAGGCACCCAGCAGAUGGUUCUGCUUGGAAGAUGUUUGAUGAGAAAUUUCCAACAUUUGCCAUGAAUCCUAGAAAUGUACGUCUUGGUUUGGCAACUGACGGUUUUAAUCCAUUUGGUAGCAUGAGCACUACUUAUAGUAUGUGGCCUGUCAUGGUUGUUCCAUAUAACAUGCCACCUUGGAAGUGUAUGAAGUUCGAAAACAUGAUGUUAUCUUUAUUAAUACCUGGACCGACAUCUCCUGGAAAAGACAUGGAUGUUUUCCUUCAGCCACUAAUUGAAGAGUUAAAACAAUUGUGGGAAGGCGUGAAUACUCGAGAUACCAUGACUAAUGAUAUUUUCUUAAUGCAUUCAGCAGUUUUGUGGACAAUCAAUGAUUACCCAGCAUAUGCUUUAAUGUCGGGAUGGAGUACAAAAGGGUAUAAAGCAUGUCCAACUUGUAACGAAGAAACUCCUUCAAAAGGCAUAAGGAAUAAGAUAGCUUACAUUGGGCAUAGACGUUUUCUUCCUUUAAAUCAUCCGAUGAGGCGAAGCAAACAAUUUGAUGGUAAGAUGGAAACAAGAUCUCCUCCUAAAGAACUAACUGCUAAAGAUAUAUUAGCACAGUUAGAACAUGUGCAUGUUUGUUUGCCUGGAAAGCACAAGCAGUAUGGUGGUAUAAAGCGUAAACGUUCACCUAUCGAGCUUAAUUGGUCCAAAAAAAGCAUAUUUUUUUCAGCUUGA